ACAGAAUACCAUUUUGUUGGAAAAAUGAAUUACCCAAUUAACAAAACAAAUAGACUUUAAUUUGAUACAAGAUUGUUGCGCCACACACUUCUCAUAGUCAUAUAUUUGAUUACCGCCGACGCCUAUAGAAGCAGCUGAUGUUCCUUGAUUUAUUGGUGUUGAGUAAGUUCUGCUUCUUCAAGAUGCAAUCGUUUCCUCUUUUCUUCUCUUUUUAGACAACAAUUGGUAUGAAACUCAAGAUCUUAAGAACUCAUUCAAAUUGAAAAGCAUAUCAGUAUAUAAUCUUUAAACUUCCCUGAAUUUGUUUUCCAUUAGACAUGCUCUCUACAAGUAUAAUUAAUUUUUUUAUUGAUGAUUCUGAUUCUGAUGAUGAUAUUGAAAUGACAAUAUCUGCUAUAAGAGAAUCAGUCAAUAGAAAUAGGCGGGCGUCUUUAUAUCGCACAUCAGUUUAUAGGCGUACCUAUAUAUGGCGUAAUAGAAUGCAUGGCCAUUAUAAGCUUUAUCAUGACUACUUUGGAGAAAAUCCCGUUUAUUCUCCAAAUUUAUUUCGAAGGAGAUUUCGAAUGAGUCGACCUCUUUUUCUUCGUUUACAAUCUGCCAUAGAAGCUUAUGACCCGUAUUUUAUUCAAAAAAGAGAUGCUGCUGGAUUUUUGGGCUUGUCUUCUCUUCAAAAAAUUACUGCUGCAUUAAGAAUGCUUGCAUAUGGAGUUGCAGCUGAUUAUGUUGAUGAAUAUGUCAGAAUUGGUGAAAGCACUGCGAUUGAAAGUCUCAAAAAAUUUGUUGAGGCAAUAGUUUCAAUAUUUUCAGAAAGAUACAUGAGAUCGCCUACCAAAACUGAUACAGAUAGAUUAUUAAAAGAAGGUGAUAGUCGUGGAUUUCCUGGAAUGUUAGGAAGUAUUGAUUGUAUGCAUUGGAAAUGGAAAAAUUGUCCAGUUGCUUGGAAAGGGAUGUAUGUUGGUCAUGUUCGUGAGCCAACACUAGUUCUUGAAGCAAUCGCUUCGUAUGAUCUUUGGAUAUGGCCUGCAUUUUUUCGUUUACAAUCUGCCAUAGAAGCUUAUGACCCGUAUUUUAUUCAAAAAAGAGAUGCUGCUGGAUUUUUGGGCUUGUCUUCUCUUCAAAAAAUUACUGCUGCAUUAAGAAUGCUUGCAUAUGGAGUUGCAGCUGAUUAUGUUGAUGAAUAUGUCAGAAUUGGUGAAAGCACUGCGAUUGAAAGUCUCAAAAAAUUUGUUGAGGCAAUAGUUUCAAUAUUUUCAGAAAGAUACAUGAGAUCGCCUACCAAAACUGAUACAGAUAGAUUAUUAAAAGAAGGUGAUAGUCGUGGAUUUCCUGGAAUGUUAGGAAGUAUUGAUUGUAUGCAUUGGAAAUGGAAAAAUUGUCCAGUUGCUUGGAAAGGGAUGUAUGUUGGUCAUGUUCGUGAGCCAACACUAGUUCUUGAAGCAAUCGCUUCGUAUGAUCUUUGGAUAUGGCCUGCAUUUUUUGGACUACCAGGAUCACACAAUGACAUUAAUGUUUUAGAGCGAUCUUUCUUAUUCACAGAACUUGCUGAAGGACGAGCCCCUCCAGCAAACUAUUCGAUCAAUGGCCAUGAAUAUACAAUGGGAUACUACCUUGCUGAUGGUAUAUAUCCUUCAUGGUCAACAUUUGUAAAAACAAUUCCAUCACCUCAAACUAAUAAGCACAAACAGUUUGCUACAGCUCAAGAGUCGGCAAGAAAAGACGUUGAACGAGCAUUUGGAGUUUUGCAAGCACGAUUUUCCAUCGUUCGUGGACCAGCACGAUUUUGGCAUCGCAAAACUCUCAAAAGUAUUAUGAAAGCUUGUAUUAUAUUACAUAAUAUGAUAGUUGAAGAUGAAAGACAUGUUCAAAAUAUAGAUUAUAAUUAUGAUUCAUUUGAUGGCAUUCCUGAAAUAUCCGUCUCACCGGAGCGUUCAGCAGAGCUUUUGGAAUUUGUUCAAUGUCAUCGCCGGAUCAGGGAUAGAGAUACUCACUUUCAACUGCAACAAGAUCUAAUAGAGCACAUAUGGAAAACACAUGGAAGCCGGUAACUAAACGGCAAUAUUUCUAAAUAUUGCUUUCAGCUUGGAACUUGCAGAUUGAGAUAGUUUUAAGGAAGACUGAAAACUUCAACGAGUUGAUGGCUGCUGCUGCUGCGGCUGAAGAAAGGGACAUUACAGACGGAAAUUGCUGAUUUGUGUUGUUUUGCUAUUAUAAUUUGUGUUGUUUUGACUUCUAAUUACUCUAGCUCAUUUGUGUUGUUUUGCUGUUAUAAUUUGUGUUGUUUUGACUUCUAAUUACUCUAGCUCAUUUGUGUUGUUUUGCUGUUGUAUAGUGUUCUGGAAUGGGAUCAUUUCACUAUUUGAUGAAAGUUUGGUUAUUUUCCA
This is a messenger RNA of Mercurialis annua (annual mercury), 2381 nucleotides long. RefSeq lists its product as uncharacterized. The record is from RefSeq and is a predicted model, not a curated record. NCBI's taxonomy places the organism in Eukaryota, Viridiplantae, Streptophyta, Magnoliopsida, Malpighiales, Euphorbiaceae. The transcript is spliced from 3 exons. Bases 318 to 2045 code for a protein of 575 amino acids.